AUGUCAUCAACCAAUAUUAUUAGAUACAAUACAAUCAAGAUUGAUAACCACAAUAUCUUUUAUCGUGAGAGCGGAGACAAGAAGAAUCCAACUUUAAUCCUAUUACAUGGAUUCCCAUCAUCGAGUCAUCAGUACCGUCAUUUAUUGGCCGAUGACAAGUUGACUGAAAAGUUUCAUUUAAUCGCACCCGAUUACAUUGGCUAUGGUCAAUCGUCGAUGCCAUCAACCAAGGAAUUUGAAUACACCUUUGAAAACCUAUCAGUUGUCACUGAAAAGUUUAUCAAUGCCUUGUCUAUUGAAAAGUAUAGUCUCUAUGUAUUUGACUAUGGUGCUCCCAUUGGUUAUAGACUUGCUCUCCGUAACCCUGAAAAGAUACAAUCUUUCAUUGUCCAGAAUGGUAAUGCCUAUGAUGAAGGAAUAGAUAACGCUUUCUGGGCCAACGUCAAAAAGUACUGGGCCGAACCAACCAAACAAGAAAACAUUGACUUUGUUCUUGGGCUGAUCACUGCUCAAACCACUCAAUGGCAAUAUUUGAAUGGUGUACAAGAAAAGGACAAGAGUUUGGUUGCACCAGAUGGAUAUAUCAGUGACCAAUACUACCUCGAUCGUCCAGGUAACGGUGAGAUUCAAGCUCAACUCUUGUUUGACUAUGGUACCAACCCAUCGAAAUAUCCACAGUUUCAAGAUUACUUUAGACAAUACCAGCCACCAAUGUUGAUUGUUUGGGGAAAGAAUGAUGAAAUCUUUCCAGCUGAUGGUGCCUAUCCAUACAAACGUGAUCUAAAGAAUCUUGAUUUCCAUCUAUUUGAAACUGGUCAUUUCACACUUGAAACUCAUCACCGUGAAAUUAGUCAAUUAAUCAAUCAAUUCCUUACAAAGAAUAUUAUUGUCAACAACAACAAUCAUGUUUUAGUGGGUGUGGUGUUGGUAGUGGUCGUGGUGUAUACCAGCACACAAUUAAAAAUAGAAUUAUUUGUAGUUCCGACGAAUGAAUCGCUGUCGUCAAACCCCACCACCUCAGCUGCGACGAAGGAGAGAGUAAUGGAGGAUAUCUCAAGAGUAGUAGUUCAAGAAACAACAACAACACCGACACCUACAACACCACCACUAUCUUCAAGCAAGAAUGUAUCUCCGAUUCUCAUUGCCAACAAGCAAAAGCUAAUGAUUCACGAAUCAUUGGUUUUGUCAAUGGAAACGCCAAACUAUCCCAUCAUUGAUUUGGCAGCAGAGAUGAAAUCAAAACAACCAUCGGAAAUGACAUCAAUGACAUCGGCAACUUCAACAACAAAACCACAAUCGGCGGCAACCGAUGACGAUGAUGAACACAAAGAUGAUAUUAUGGGUGUAAAGUCAAUGCAAGGAUAUGUUGGUACACCGGAAAGAGAGGCAUUGUAUUGGUUAUUGGCAGUAGCUUCAUUUGGGUUGGUAUUCCUUGUCUUUCAUUGGUUUGAUAUGGCAUGGGUUAAAAUUAGAUACAGAAAGACUGAUACUCUGGCAUCGGCUCAUGUCAUUGUAGUGACUGGUAUAGAUAAUAGAUAUGAAAUUUGUAUGGUUAAAUCUAGUAAUCAUCUACCAAAACAUAUUGAAUUUAGACAUUCAAGAUUCUUUUAUCAACAUGAUAUUGAUUAUUUUGAAAGACCAAAAGUAAGAGAUUAUUAUGAUAUUACAAUGGUAGUUAAUAUGGUUGAUAAAGGAUUGACAAUGGAUGAAUACAAUGAAUCUUUGGAAAAGUAUGAUUCCAAUAUUAUGAAUUUCCCUGUUAAAUCAAUUCCUAGAUUAUUAUUGGAAGAAGUAUUACAUCCAUUCUUUAUUUUCCAAAUUUAUUCAGUUUGUUUAUGGAUGGCAGAAGAAUAUUAUUAUUAUGCAUGUGCAAUCUUUUUGAUUGCGACGGUUAGCUCGAUAUUAAGUUUGAGAGAAAUUCGUCACAAUCUAGUAUCUCUAAAGAAAAUGUCAACCUAUGAUUGUGAGGUACGAGUGUUGCGUGACUCGACAUUCAAGUUGGUAUCGUCGACUAGUUUGGUGCCGGGUGAUAUUGUUGAUAUCAGUCAAAACAUGCAAGUGCCAUGUGAUUUGUCUUUGCUCACUGGAUCGGCCAUCUGCAAUGAAUCCAUGUUGACGGGAGAGUCUAUUCCCGUCACCAAACAUCCACUCUUGACACCUGACGAACUCAACCAUAUUCGUCAGUUGGUCAAAGAUGGCAAAGCAGACCAAGCCGACCCAAUUGAUUUUAGUCAAGCUCGAUCAUCCAUGUUUGGCGGUACAAUUGUAGUCAAGGUGAUUGCACCACCUGGAGGACGUAUAUUGGCAGCUGUGCGUCAGACUGGAUUCCAAACAUCAAAGGGUCGUCUCAUCUUAUCCAUUUUGUUUCCAAAGAAAUCUCAUUUUAAGUUUUUGUCAGAGUCUCUCAAGUUUGUUGGAGUGUUGUGUGCGAUUGCUUUGGUUGGAUUUUCCGUUUCAGUUUGGCGACUCAAUAGUCUGGGAGUGGAUGCCGGUACAAUCGCAUUGCGUGCACUCGAUCUCAUCACCAUCGUCAUCCCACCAGCUCUGCCAAUGGCUAUCACCGUAGGUACUGGGUUUGCCUUGAUCCGUCUCCGCCACAAAAAGAUCUUUUGUAUUUCUCCACCACGUGUCAACAUGGCUGGCAAGAUACAAGUGUUUUGCUUUGACAAGACUGGUACACUCACCGAAGAAGGUCUCGACUUUUACGGUGUUCUCGGUGCAGACUCGUUGGCCACAUUCCGACAACGCAGGGAGGAUUUCACAUCCAACCACCGUAUUCUCAGACUUAUUAUGGCAUCAUGUCACUCGCUAUCCACCAUCAAUAACGAGGUGAGUGGUGAUCCUCUUGAACUCAAGAUAUACCAGGCUGUAGGUGCCAAUCUCCACGAGACUGAUGAAGCAACCUCCAUCCUUGUUCCAGAGUUGAUCACUAAUCAAGAGACUAUCCCUGUUGGCAGCGACCCAAUCACUCCCCCAAAUAACAAUAUACUUGGUCAAGAAACAUUAGUGUACAUUGAAAGAUUCGAUUUCCAGUCUUCUUUGCAACGUUUUAUCAUUAUGGAAAACAAGCUCAAACCAGAGUCGGCAGGUAUUAUCAAGCAACUCCACAAGGCCAAUAUCAGAACAAUCAUGGUGACGGGUGACAACCCUCUUACUGCAGUCUCGGUGGCUCGUCAAUGUGGUAUCCUCAAGAACGACUCGUUAUCAUUCCUCGCCAAGAUGGAUCAACAUCACCCACACCACGAUGAAAAGGACGACGACCACCACCACCUACUCCUCGACAAUAUGAUUAGUUGGGACAAUAUCUCAAACGACGAUUCGAAUCAUAGUUUAUCUUACCACAAACUAGACCCAUCUACUCUACUAUUGGAUGCUGAAGAAGGUAACAAUGCCUAUUCACUCAUCGUUACGGGUAAUGUGUUUAGAAAGAUACAUCAACAUUAUCUAGCUACUGGAAGUACACGAUUCACUCAAAUGUUAAAGAAAACAUUAGUGUAUAGUAGAAUGUCACCAGAGGAUAAACAGUGUCUAGUCGAGGAACUACAACGUGUUGGAUUGUAUGUUGGAAUGUGUGGUGAUGGUGCCAAUGAUUGUGGUGCUUUGAAAGCUGCACACGUAGGUAUAUCUCUGUCAGAGACAGAAGCAUCGAUUGCAGCUCCAUUCACAUCGACUGUCACAAACAUCUCUUGUUGUCCAACACUCAUCAAAGAAGGACGUGCAUCAUUGGCGGUAUCAUUCAAGUUGUUCCAAUUUAUGGGAAUGUAUUCAUUGAUCCAAUUCAUUUCGGUUAUAUUCCUAUAUUUCAUUGCAUCUGUACUUGGUAAUUGGAUGUACUUGUAUCAAGAUCUUUGGAUCAUCUUCCCACUCGUCAUUUUCAUGGGUAUGACUCGUCCAUCUGACAAAUUGUCUGUCAAGCGUCCAAGUGGCCGUCUCAUCUCGGGUGCCAUUGUUGGAUCACUCAUUGUACACAUUGCAGUCUGCAUGGCAUUCCAAUCGUGCGUAUUCUUUUUCGUACGAUCACAGUCAUGGUACAACCAAGACCAAAUCGACGAGGACAACAUCGUCACCUAUGUCACCACCUCCCUCUUUAUCUAUGCCAAUUUCCAAUACCUAAUCAUGGCUCUAUCAUUCUCUUUUGGUAAACCAUUUUUAAAACCACUUUAUACCAAUAGAUACUUAUUUAUAACAUAUUUAGUAGCAUUGAUUAGUUCAUUGUUAUUAUUAUUUGCACCACAAGAGAGUGUUUGGAGAUUUGGAGAGAUGUUGAUCAUGCCAGUCAAGUGGAGAUUGACACUUUUUGGAUUGAUCAUUUCCAACUUGGCAGCCAACCUCAUUGUCGAGUUUUGUUUUGUCUAUUACAAACUCCGUAGCAAAAAGAAAAAGGUAUUCUAUUAUGACCAAAUAUUCUCCAAAGAUGUUCCUUUCGAUAAAAGAAUCACUGAAGAAACUAUUUUACUUCAAUAUACUUUGUUGGAGUCGAUCUGCAAGCCAGCAAUCAAUAGGGAGAUCAGCCAACAUGUUAGACAUGCUCAUUGUGUCCAAGCUGCUCGACGAGGGUCAACCUCCUCCCAAUGCAUAUCCAACCCUGCCGAGGUUCUGGUUGAAGUCCAAUCCUUUUUCCAAAAACUAUUUAACAAACCAGCCAACGAACAAGCACAUCCAGCUCCAUCAUGGCUGACCAACAUGACACCAGUCGUCAACCCCAAUGCUCAACUCUUGACAAAUGAGAUAUCGUUGGCUGAACUCGUCGCUGCCAUUUUAAACUUGAAAAAUGGUACGUCGCCAGGCCCAGAUGGUGUCUACAAUGAGAAAGGUUCAAAAACAUCUCGAUACUACAGAGAUGAAUUACUUGCAGAUAUUCGUAACAAACUAUUAUUAGUUGAUAAAGAAAUAGUUAAUUUAAAAUCAAAAUCUUAUAGAGACUAUAAAAAGAAAACUAAAGAAAAGAAUGAUACUGCUUACUUGGGAUCUUACAAUUUUUAA
This is a messenger RNA of Cavenderia fasciculata, 4983 nucleotides long. Its product is annotated as P-type ATPase. The coding region runs from base 1 to 4983 and encodes 1660 amino acids. NCBI's taxonomy places the organism in Eukaryota, Evosea, Eumycetozoa, Acytosteliales, Cavenderiaceae. Gene Ontology annotation, molecular function: P-type transmembrane transporter activity; ATP hydrolysis activity; ATP binding. The record is from RefSeq and is a predicted model, not a curated record. Gene Ontology annotation, cellular component: membrane. The transcript has 11 exons.